CUGAUGGAAUGUCUAUGUGAUUUCCUGAGCAACUCAGCUUGUGUGACUAAUUCAAUUUCAGAAGAUAUCAAGGACAGGGCAAAGGCAGUUGCUGAAGCAUGGAAACCCAGAUUGGAUGCUCUUGACAUGGAUGCUAGCAAUGGGAAUUCCUUAGAGGCUCAUGCAUUUUUGCAACUUGUUGCUAGUUUUGGUAUUGCCUCUGGUUUUGAUGAGGAGGAGUUAUCCCGAUUGAUUCCAAUGGUGUCUCGGCGCCGCCAAACUGCUGAUUUAUGUCGUUUCCUUGGGCUUUCAGAAAAGAUGCCUGGUGUAAUUGAGGUUUUGGUGAACAAUGGACGGCAAAUUGAUGCUGUUAACUUAGCUUUUGCAUUUGAUCUUACCGAACAAUUUUCUCCCGUUUCUUUAUUGAAGUCUUACUUGAAAGAUGCUAGAAAAGCUUCUUCUCCUGUUAAAAGUGUUAACUCAUCUCCCACUAUGCAUGCAGGCUCCAAGGCCAAACUUGGGGUUGAGACUGUUAGUGUCUACGCCCGCUUCUGCUUCUGUAAUUGCUUCAGAAUUGUGUGUGGGUUGCCCGGUUGUGGUGAAUGA
Messenger RNA from Cajanus cajan (pigeon pea), 585 nucleotides. NCBI's taxonomy places the organism in Eukaryota, Viridiplantae, Streptophyta, Magnoliopsida, Fabales, Fabaceae. The record is from RefSeq and is a predicted model, not a curated record.